CAGCGCCUUCACUCUUCCAUUUCCAUUGUCAUUGUCAUUAUUGUGUACACCAUGCAGUUGAACGGCGUCAACGGCGGCGGUACCACCAACGGAAGCAGCGCCGUGCUGGUGCGCGGCUCGUCUGUCGUGGAGCAGAAGCUGCAGUUCUCGACGCGGCCAAUGACGGUCGCAUUCAAAGACCUCAGUUUCACAGUGACGGUCAAGCCAAACACGUACCCCGCAGCCAAGGCCGGAGACAAGGCCACCGCUCCUGCUGCGUCUGCGUCUGCGUCUGCCUCUAUCGAUGUUGAUGUUGGUGCUGCGGCUGCACCUGCGCCUCGCGGCAAGAAGCAGCUGCUCGUCGAGAAGAAGAUUCUGAAGGGCGUUACGGGCAGCUUUGAGUCUGCGCGCUUUACCGCCAUCAUGGGCGCCAGUGGCGCUGGCAAGACGUCCCUGCUCAAUGUGCUGGCUGGUGAAGUUGCUGCUGGAACGGUCGAUGGCACCGUGUCUGUCAAUGGUCAAGAAAUCGAUCCGGGUCGCGUUAUGCGCCGCAUUGCUGGAUUCGUCUUCCAAGAUGAUAUUAUUCUCGGCACCAUGACCGUCCGCGAGGCAAUUACCAUGUCGGCGCUCCUUCGCUUGCCACGCAGCCUGGCGCUGGAAACCAAGAUGGCGCGUGUGGAGACAGUCAUCCAGCUGCUGCGGCUGGACAAGUGCGCUGAUACGUUGAUCGGCAGCGCUCACGUCAAGGGUGUCUCGGGCGGUGAGCGCAAGCGUGCUGCUGUGGCCAUGGAAAUGAUCACCAACCCUUCCAUCCUGUUCUGCGACGAGCCCACCUCUGGCCUCGAUUCGUUCAGCGCGUUCAGCUUGUGCCAGACGCUCAAGUCGCUGGCUGCCGCGGGUUGCACGGUCGUCGCUACCAUCCAUCAGCCUUCGUCCGAGAUUUACCACAUGUUUGACGAGCUUCUGUUGCUCGCAGACGGUCGCGUCAUGUACAUGGGCGAGCUCGAGUACGCGGUCGAGUACUUUGGCGCGCGUGGCUUCUCGUGCCCGCGCUACACCAAUCCUGCGGAUUACUUCUUCAUGAGCGUGCUGAACGACGCCACCCACUCCAUGUUCGAUGAGGACGCGGACAACCAUGACGACGAGAAAGACCUCGGCGAAGUGGCGAGUGGCACAUCGGGCUUUGCUCUCAAGGACGAGAGCGACAGUGGCAGCUAUCACAGCGCCAUUGACGGCACCCCGAUGACGACUCUUGCGCUUGUCAAGCCAAACCAGGCAGUCAAGGAAACCGCUGACGCUCGCGUGCAGCGUUUGCUGAACAUGUGGCCCACCACCGAGCAAUGCGCUGCCAUUGAGGAGCGAGUCAACAAUCCCACCUUCACGGACGGUGUCAAGAGCACCGAUCUCAAGGUUGGCGCGUCUCUCACUGAGCAGUACCAGUUCCUCGCUCGUCGCGCGUUCAAGAAUGCCCUUCGUAACCGGUUUAUGGUCCGAGCCCGUCUUGGCCAGACCAUUUUCCUCGGCCUGCUUGUUGGCUUGAUUUUCUUGCAAAUCUCGGACGAUCAAGCAUCUGUUCAAAACCGCACUGGUGCACUUUUCUUUGUGGCCACCAACACAGUUAUGACGGGCACAAUGGGCGUCAUGACAGUCUUCUCGGUCGAAAAAGUCGUGUUUAUGCGCGAAUUUUCGUCCCGCUAUUACAAACUCUUGCCAUAUUUCGCGAGCAAAAUCAUGGUUGAGCUUCCGUUCCACGUCUUGUUCCCGCUGCUCUAUGUGGGCAUUCUGUACUUUAUGAUUGGCUUCCAAGCAACUGCAUCCAAGUUCUUUAUCAUGGCUUUCACAACCGUUAUUUUGGCCAACUGCGGUGCGGGUCUUGGCCUCUUGAUUGGCUGCAUGGUGAGCGACAUUGCCGUCGCCAUGGCCGUUGUUCCCAUGGUUUUGCUGCCGUUGAUGAUUUUCAGUGGUCUCUUCCUCAACCUGAAUGACACUCCGUACGAGUUUUACUGGGUGCCAUACAUUAGCCCGAUUAGAUACGCCUAUGGAGCCUUCUUGAAUAACGAGAUGGACGGUCUUGUCUUCUCCUGCACUUUGCCGAACGGCACGGAACACCACGGCCUGGGCUGCCCGAUUCCCUACGGCGAGACGGUUGUCAAAAACCUCGGCUUUGACACGCUCAGCGUUCUGGAGAACUGCAUCAUCCUGAUCUGCAUGUGGAUUGUCCUCUUGGGCACUGGCUAUCUGUUCUUGUACAAGAACUCGAAGCGACCAUCCGGCGCCAAGAUGGUGCCCAAGGUCAAAUCCCAUUAAGUGCGCCGCCCCCUUUCAGUAGUUAGCUGCAUUCUGCGCUAGCUGCCCUUAUUAGUUUAUGUUUCUUCUUGUGAUGGUUUUUAAUAUUGGUCCGUUUGCCGCCUUGCCGCUUGUUUGCCGUUCAUAUUCCUUUUUUUGUGCAAAAAUACAAACCAAAUCGAAUACGAUAAA
Molecule: messenger RNA, 2457 nt
Organism: Capsaspora owczarzaki ATCC 30864
Lineage: Eukaryota; Filasterea; Ministeriida; Capsasporidae
Exons: 9
Coding region: 52-2286 (744 amino acids)
Cellular component (GO): membrane
Molecular function (GO): ATP hydrolysis activity; ATP binding; ABC-type transporter activity
Source: RefSeq, a predicted model, not a curated record